GGAUGAUGAAGCUAAGAUGGCAGCGCUUCUAGGUGUGCUGUCUUUACAGACUCAAGAAAAACACCGGAGACAAGCGCAAAGCACGGACGUCAGCUCGCGCAUGUGACACUUUUCACUUUAUGCAACCGGACUUGAAAGCGCGGUGCGGCUGGAUCGCUUGCAAUCGCGGGAAUAAAGGUUGAAUUUUGAUCCGGGGAAGGGAAAGGAAGGGACGUGUGUUUCGCUGUUGCAGCAGAGCGGCUAAUCGUAAGCGUCGUCGCAUCGCAUGCCCCGAAUUAAUCGGAGUUAUACGGAUGUAAUUUACCAAGCGUCCUCGUGUUUUUGCAGAGCGGCUUUAUGGGAUGUGUUUGGGACUUUUAGCCCUGCUCAUCGACAUUGUAAUCUAAUAUAUGCGUUGUUCUCCUAAACGAUGAUGUGUGCUGCUGCGGCAGCGGGCGCCGGUGGCAGUGGGAUACUGUCGUCCUCCGCAUCCCACUCCAUGGGGCUGGGCGUCAGGGUCAUCCCCGGAGCUGGAAACGAUUUGGCAUCGACCAGGUCAGCCAUGGGCUCCUGUCCCGUUGUCGGGGUUCGCUCGGAUUGUCGGAGCCGCUACCAGCUUCUUCUCUCCGGGCGAGCGCUGGCGGAGAGGUACCGGAGGAUUUACACCACCGCGAUCAGCGACAAAGAGCAGGGGCUGAACGUCGGAAGGGGAAAGAAAGCUUUGAGUAAGAAGAAGCUAAAAAGGUGGCAAAAAGUCAAAUCAAAAGUGAAAACAAGAACAAAGACAGAUAGUCUGGAUGGGGCCUUCCCUGUGCCUGACAUCAAACUCCACAGCAACCCCUCUGCAUUCAACGUCUACUGUAAUGUACGGCAUUGCGUGCUGGACUGGCAGCAGAAGGAGGCCGCGUUGGCCCUGGCCUCCCACAAUUCUGUGCAGAGCGGUGAAUCAGACAGCGAGGAAGAGGAGGAGUGCCGUGAACCAGCCAUCAAACUGCCUAAGAUCAUUGGUAUUGGACUGUGUGGAGUAUUUGAGCUCAUCAAAGAGACGCGUUUUUCGCACCCGUCACUGUGCUUACGGAGCCUUCAGGCCCUUCUGGACAUGCUACAGGGGCAACAGCCUGAGAGCUUUCAGACCGAACCUCCAGAUGUGCUCGAGUCUCUCUUCCACCUUCUGCUGGAGACAACUGUGCGGAGCACAGGGACGAACGACCCCAACAGUCAGACCCUGACAGCUUUAUCCUGUGCCUGCCUCUUCAGCCUGGUGGUGGCCUGGGGAGACACUGGUAAAACCCUCCAGGCUGUAUCUGCUAUCCUCACCAACAAUGGCAGCCAUGCAUGCCAAACCAUCCAGGUUCCGACAAUCCUGAACGCUCUCCAGAGGAGUGUACAGGCGGUGCUGGUGGGAAAGAUCCAGAUCCAGGACUGGUUCGGGAAUGGCAUCAAGCGAGCUGCGCUCAUGAACAAAUGGGUUCUGAAGGAGGUAAACAUCGAUGAAGAUGAACACUGUCUUCUUCAAACAGAUGGAUCCUUCCUCUACCUGCUCUGCAAGGAUGGCCUCUAUAAAGUGGGCUCAGGGUACAGUGGGACUGUCAGGGGCCAUGUGUACAACUCCACAUCACGUAUCAGGAACCGUAAGGAGAACAGGCCAUGGCUGGGAUUCGCACAGGGUUGUUUGCUCUAUCGAGACAUGAACAGUCACAGCAUGGCGGCCAUUAAGAUCAACCCAGAGACUCUGGAGCAGGAGGAUACCAUCACAAUGCCUGGUCUUCAAGCAGAUGGGCAGAACAUCAUAUUCACUGAUGGAGAUUAUAUCAACCAGAUUGCAGCCUGCAAAGAUGAUGGCUUUGUGGUGCGGAUCUACGCCACAAGCGCAGACCCAGCACUACAGCAGGAAUUGCAGCUCAAACUAGCCAGGAAGUGUCUUCAUGCCUGUGGCAUCUCUCUCUUUGACCUGGAGAAAGACCUCCAUAUCAUCAGCACUGGGUUUGAUGAGGAAGCAGCCCUGAUUGGAGCUGGCAGAGAGUUUGCUUUGAUGAGAACGGCAUCUGGGAAGAUCUAUUAUACUGGAAAGUAUCAGAGCCUCGGUAUUAAGCAGGGCGGCCCAUCAGCUGGGAAGUGGGUGGAAUUGCCAGUAACUAAAUCACCCAAGAUUGUGCAGUUCUCUGUGGGCCAUGACGGCUCCCACGCCCUGCUGGUGGCUGAGGACGGGAGUGUCUUCUUCACAGGCUCUGCCAGCAAAGGGGAGGAUGGAGAGUCAACAAAGAGCAGAAGACAACCAAAGCCUUACAAACCCAAGAAGAUAAUCAAACUGGAGACCAAGAUGGCAGUGUACACGGCCUGCAACAAUGGCAGCAGCAGCAUUGUCACUAAAGAUGGAGAGCUCUAUAUGUUUGGCAAGGAUGCCAUUUACAGCGACAGCACCUGUCAAGUAUCGGAUCUGAAGGGGCAUUUUGUAACUCAGGUAGCCAUGGGGAAAGCUCACACCUGUGUCCUGACCAAGAACGGUGAGGUGUGGACAUUUGGAGUGAACAACAAGGGCCAGUGCGGUCGAGAUACUGGAGCCAUGAGCCAGGCAGGCAAAGCGUUUGGGAUAGAGAACAUGGCCACUGCCAUGGAUGAGGACUUGGAGGACGAGCUGGAUGAGAAGGAAGAGAAAUCGAUGAUGUGUCAGCCGGGCAUGCACAAGUGGAAGCUGGACCAGUGUAUGGUGUGCACUGUGUGUGGAGACUGCACUGGGUACGGUGCAAGCUGUGUGAGCAGCGGUCGACCUGACAGAGUGCCAGGAGGGAUUUGUGGCUGUGGCUCUGGCGAGUCUGGCUGUUCAUCGUGUGGCUGCUGUAAGGCUUGUGCCAGAGAGCUGGAUGGUCAAGAGGCCAGACAGAGAGGAAUCUUUGAUGCUGUAAAGGAAAUGAUACCUCUAGACCUGCUCCUAGCUGUGCCUGUCCCUCCCCCCCCAGGCGUUAAUAUAGAGGAGCACAUCCAGAUUCGACAGGAGGAGAAGAGACAACGCAUCAACCGCCGACACCGGCUGGAAGAGGGUCGAGAUGGCAGCAGUGAACGCGGGGACAAGGAUGCCAGUAAGAUCACUACCUAUCCUCCUGGGGCCAUGCGCUUUGACUGUGAGCUGCGAGCCGUACAGGUCAGCUGUGGCUUCCACCACUCCGUGAUUUUAAUGGAGAAUGGAGAUGUUUACACCUUUGGUUAUGGACAGCAUGGACAACUCGGACAUGGAGAUGUUAAUUCUAGGGGGUCUCCCACUCUGGUUCAGGCUCUGUCUGGCCCUAGUACUCAGGUGACAGCUGGCAGUAACCACACUGCAGUGCUUCUCAUGGAUGGGCAAGUCUUCACUUUUGGGAGUUUCUCGAAAGGGCAGUUAGGGCGACCCAUUCUAGACAUGCCCUACUGGAACGCCAAACCCUCUCCAAUGCCCAACGUUGGCGCCAAGUACGGUCGCAAGGCCACUUGGAUUGGAGCCAGUGGAGAUCAGACCUUCCUUAGAAUCGACGAGGCGCUCAUCAACACCCACGUCCUGGCCACAUCUGAGAUUUUUGCCAGCAAACACAUAAUUGGUUUGGUUCCCACAUCUGUAUCAGAGCCUCCUCCCUUCAAAUGCCUUCUGAUCAACAAACUGGAUGGGAGCUGCCGCACCUUCAAUGACUCGGAGCAGGAGGAUCUGCAGGGAUUCGGCCUCUGUUUGGACCCUGUGUAUGAUGUCAUCUGGAGGUUCCUACCAGCUACACGUGAGAUGUGUUGCUAUAACGCAGUGAUUGCAGAUGCCCGUGUGCCCCCUGCCUCAGACAUUCAAGCCCUCUGCAGCAUCCUCAGUCCUGAGCUGGCUCUUCCCUCGGGCUCUCACGCCACCACUACCCGGUCCCAUGGAGCUCUGCACAUCCUGGGUUGUCUUGACACACUGGCUGCUAUGCAGGAGCUAAAGAUGGGUGUGGCCAGUGCUGAGGAAGACACACAAGCUGUGAUGAAGGUCUACUCUAAAGAGGACUACAGUGUGGUCAACCGCUUUGAGAGUCAUGGAGGUGGCUGGGGUUACUCUGCACACUCUGUCGAGGCCAUCCGCUUUUGCGCUGAUGCUGACAUCUUAUUAGGGGGUUUGGGUCUUUUUGGUGGCCGAGGGGAGUACACGGCAAAGAUCAAGCUGUUUGAGCUGGGCCCUGAUGGAGGAGACCAUGAGACCGAUGGAGACCUACUGGCUGAAACCGAUGUUCUGGCCUACGACUGUGCUGCUAGGGAGAAGUAUGCCAUGAUGUUUGAUGAGCCUGUGCUACUUCAGUUGGGCUGGUGGUAUGUGGCGUGGGCUCGUGUGUCUGGACCCAGCAGUGACUGCGGCUCGCACGGCCAGGCAACCAUCACCACUGACGAUAGUGUGGUCUUUCAAUUCAAGAGCUCCAAAAAAUCAAACAAUGGUACUGAUGUGAAUGCUGGACAGAUACCUCAACUACUGUACAGAUUGCCCUCUAAUGAUGGGAAUACAUCCAAAGGAAAGCAGCAGAGCAGUGAGCCUGUGCACAUCCUGAAGCGAUCUUUCGCCAGGACUGUCUCUGUGGAGUGUUUUGAGUCUCUGCUGAGUAUCCUGCACUGGAGCUGGACCACGCUGGUAUUGGGUGUGGAGGAACUCAGAGGACUAAAGGGUUUCCAGUACACGGCCACCCUUCUGGACUUAGAGAGGCUACGCUUUGUGGGCACUUGCUGCCUGCGACUGUUGCGUGUCUACAUCUGCGAGAUCUUCCCCAUUUCUGCCAGCACCAAAGCAGUUGUGGAGGAAUCCAGCAAGCUGGCGGAGUGUGUAGGAAAGACCCGCAGCCUCCUGAAGAAAAUUCUGUCAGAGGGGAUGGACAACUGCCUGACUAAGCUGGACAAUGACCCACAGGGAUAUCUGAGUCAGCCCCUCACGCUGCUGGAGGCCGUGCUGCAAGAGUGCCACAACACCUUCACUACAUGCUUCCACUCAUUCUACCCCACGCCUUCUCUGCAGUGGGCCUGCCUCUGUGAUUUGCUCAACUGCCUUGACCAGGAUAUUCAAGAGGCAAACUUCCGCACAUCGAGCAGUCGUCUGCUGGCUGCAGUGAUGUCAGCACUGUGCAACACAUCAGUCAGGUUGACCUCCAUCUUGCCCAUCGCGUACGACGGGGAGGUGCUGCUGCGCUCCAUCGUCAAGCAGCUCAGCACGGAGAAUGAUUCUGCCCUUGCUUACCGCUUCCCCCUGCUGGUGGCACACAUGGAGAAACUAAGUAAUAUGGAGGAGAAUCUGAUGGGCAUGACGACAUUCCGGGAGGUUCUAGAGAAGAUGCUUGUUAUUGUGGUUCUUCCAGUGAGGAAGACUCUGAGGAAGGAGGUGGAGCUAUUCUCUCCUCAUCUGGUGUCCAACACGUGUGGUCUGCUGGCCAGUAUUGUCAGUGAACUGACCGCCUCUGCUCUCGGCUCUGAGGUGGAUGGGCUGAACUCCCUGCACUCUGUGAAGUCCACCCCCAACCGCUUCACUAAGACCAGCCAGGGCCGGAGCUGGAACACUGGGAACGGAUCCCCAGAUGCCAUCUGCUUCACCAUGGACAGGCCAGGGGUGGUGCUGGUGGGAUUUUGUGUGUAUGGAGGAGGAGGCAUCCACGAGUUCGAGCUGGAGGUGCUCGCUGAUGAUGCUCAGACGGAGCACCCUGGAGAUACCGCCCACUCUCACAGGUGGACGUCUCUGGAGCUGGUCAAAGGCACAUACAGCACAGACGACUCCACCAGUGACAUCGCUGAGAUACGCCUGGACAAAGCUGUUCCUCUCAAGGAGAAUGUGAAAUAUGCUGUCCGUCUGCGUAACUAUGGCAGCCGCACAGCCAAUGGGGAUGGAGGUAUGACCACCGUACAGUGCUCUGAUGGCGUCACCUUCACCUUCAGUACCUGCAGCCUGAGCAGCAAUGGCACUAACCAGACCAGAGGCCAAAUCCCUCAAAUACUCUAUUACAGGAGUGAAUAUGAUGGUGACCUGCAGUCGCAGCUGAUAAGCAAAGCCAACGAAGAGGACAAAAACUGCAGUCGAGCUCUGUCUGUGGUCAGUGUGGUUGUGCGAGCAGCAAAAGACCUUCUCCACAGGGCCUUUGCUGUAGACGGCGAAGACAUCCCAGAACUCCUGAGCUCCUCCAGUCUAUUCUCAAUGCUACUUCCACUCAUUUUGGCAUACAUCGGUCCUGUGGCUUCCUCUUUGCCUAAGGCUGCUGUGGAGGUGUUUGGUUUGGUGCAGGAACUUCUUCCGGCUGUUUCUGCCCUCAACCAAAAAUAUGCCCCUCCCGCCUUCAAUCCCAACCAGUCCACAGACAGCAACACUGGGAACCAGCCAGAGCAGGGCCUAUCAGCUUGCACCACCUCUAGUCAUUAUGCUGUCAUAGAGAGUGAUCACCCAUACAAACAGUCUGGUGUCACUCAGUACAAGGUAUCUUUCCCAGACUGUGUUCGCUGGAUUACAGUUGAAUUUGACCCUCAGUGUGGCACGGCACAGCCAGAGGAUGUUCUACGUCUGCUAAUACCCAGCCGAUCACUGCACUUUUCUGGGCUCGCCUCCAAAGCUCUGUCCCACGAGACCAUCAACAGCUGGACGGAGCUCAAGAAGUUCUUUGGCUCCAGUGGCUGGCCCACCGCCAUCUUGGUGCUGCCAGGUAAUGAAGCGCUCUUCUCCUUGGAAACUGCAUCGGAUUAUGUGAAAGAUGAGAAGGCCUGUUUCUACGGAUUCAAAUGUGUAGCUGUUGGUUAUGAGUUUAACCCUGGUCUUGAUGAGGGUAUUAUUCAGCUUGAGAAGGAACUGGCCUAUUUGGGAAGUGUGUGUGCAGCUGCACUCAUGAAAAAGGAUCUAGCUCUACACAUCGGAAAUGAACUGGAGGAAGAUUUGGAGAUUUUAGAGGAGGCCUCACUCCAGGUGUGUAAAUCCCACUCAGGGCUCCUGGGAAAGGGGCUAGCCCUCUCACACUCACCCAACAUCCUAGAAGCACUGGAGGGCAACCUGCCUCUGCACCUGCAGACCAAUGAACACUCAUUCCUGGAGGACUUCAUCACCUGCGUGCAGAACUCCAGUGGUGGCCGGCUCGCCAGAUGGCUUCAGCCAGACUCCUAUGCUGACCCACAGAAGACCUCUCUCCUCCUGAACAAAGAUGACAUCCGAUGUGGCUGGCCCACUACUGUUGUGGUGCAGACCAAAGAUCAAUAUGGAGAUGUUGUGCAUGUGCCAAACAUGAAGGUUGAAGUAAAGGCUGUUCCUGUAUCUCAGAAGAAGUCCAUCCAGCAGGAGAACAUGAAGAAACUACAGCGUUUGCCUGGCAGCUCCUCUAACUCACUCUCAGGCUCUGACCUGACAUUCGGUGGUCAUCCAGCUCCCAAAUUGGAGGCAACUUAUGAGCCCAUGAUCAUCAAAGAGGCCCGUUACAUCGCCAUCACCAUGAUGAAGGCAUAUGAAAAUUACUCUUUCGAGGAGCUUCGCUUUGCCUCACCCACACCAAAGAGGCCCAGUGAGAACAUGCUCAUCCGGGCCAACACAGAUGGCACCUACAGCGCUAACUGGACCCCUGGUGCUGUUGGACUUUACACCAUUCAUGUGACCAUAGACAGCAUUGAGAUUGAUGCUGGUCUGGAGGUAGAAGUCAAAGACCCACCCAAAGGAAUGAUCCCUCCUGGCACACAGAUGGUUAAACCAAAAACUGAACCUCAACCUAGCAAGGUGCGUAAAUUUGUCGCCAAGGACAGCGCAGGGCUGCGCGUGCGUAGUCACCCUUCCCUGCAGAGUGAACAGAUAGGCAUAGUCCAAGUCAACGGCACCAUCACUUUCAUUGACGAGAUCCACAAUGAUGAUGGUGUCUGGCUCAGACUGAAUGAUGACACAGUAAAGAAGUAUGUUCCCAGCAUGAAUGGCUACACUGAAGCCUGGUGCCUCUCUUUUAACCAGCAUCUGGGCAAAUGCCUCCUGGUCCCCGUUGAUGAGGGCAGGUCAAAUUCAGAUGAUUAUGGGAAGGAGACCAGUGGCCACCCUUCUCAUGAGACCAGCGUCCAUGACCUGGGUGUGGGCCAGGCUGGUGGACCGGGUCUUUAUAAGGUAGUGAAGACCGGACCUUCUGGUCACAACAUCAGAAGCUGCCCAAACCUUAGAGGUAUCCCCAUUGGAAUGUUAGUUCUGGGGAACAAAGUCAAGGCGGUAGGCGAGGUGAUUAACUCGGAGGGCACGUGGGUUCAGCUGGAUAAAAACAGUGUGGUGGAGUUCUGUGAGAGCGACGAGGGGGAGGCCUGGUCUCUGGCCCGAGACAAAGGGGCAAACCAGUACCUACGUCACGAGGAAGAGCAAGUGAUUUCGGAGCAUGGAGCGCAGACCCCUCCUCCGAGCCCAUUCUCGGUUCAGGCAUUUAACAGGGGCAGCUCAGGAGCUCAGGGCUUUGACUACGGCAUCUGCAACAACAAAGGUGACAGGGAAAACAUAUCUAGUCGGCCCAUGUCUCCAGCCAGCAAGCACCGUCAAGAGAGCCGUUCUUCCAAAUCUGAUAGUCACUCGAGCCGAACCGUUGACCAGGUGAAGAGCAAGAACAAUGACAGUCUGUCUGCCAGCGAAGCCCUGAUUCUAAAAUCAGACACAGGCAAACUGCGUUCUGACUCUCACAGCCGCUCCCAUUCCCCUAACCACAACACCUUACAAGCCUUGAAAGCUGAUGGACGAACUUCAGGCCUUAGGGCUGAGUCUCCGAACCCUGGCUCACGUUCGUCCUCACCCAAACAAAAUACCUUCACUUCAGGGAGAUCCAGCCCUUCCAGCAUCAGUUCUCCACGUUCCUCUUCUCCUCAUGAUAAGAACCUGCCCUCUAAAGUUAGUCCUUCUUCUAAAGCUCUCCUGGACCCUCCUCGUGAGAGAUCCAAAUCUGACUCCUAUACGCUGGACCCUGACACUCUAAGAAAGAAGAAAAUGCCUCUCAUGGAGCCUCUGAGGGGCAGGUCUACAUCACCCAAGCCAAAACUCCCACCCAAAGAAGGCAAAGGAGGAAGUGGUAAUGCAGAGAACCGAGCCCCAUCUCCCCAUGUAGUUCAGGAAAACCUUCACAGUGAGGUGUUGGAAGUGUGUAGGUCCAGCGCCUUGCUAUCCAACGAUGAAGCCAAUGAUGAGAAUGCAGAGCGCAAUGCUGAAGAGGGCUCCUCCAAGGUGCACUUCAGUAUUGGAAAAGCCCCAGUCAAGGAGGAGCUUGAGAGUCGUUCUUCACCUAAAGUCAGCCGUAAAUCCUCCAACAGACAUGUAAGACCCAAAAAAGACAAAUCAGGGCCACUCUUUAAGGGUGACAACUUGCGUCCCACUGAACCUGCCAAGCAGGCCAUGUCGCCAUCUGUUGCCGAAUGUGCUCGGGCUGUCUUUGCUGCCUUCCUGUGGCACGAAGGCAUAGUACAUGAUGCCAUGGCAUGUUCCUCCUUUCUGAAGUUCAACCCUGAGAUGACCAAAGAACAUGCACCCAUCCGCAACUCUCUGAGCUGCCAACAGGGCUUCGAUGAGAAGGAGAGCAAACUGAAGAACCGUCACUCACUGGAGAUAUCCUCUGCCCUUAACAUGUUCAACAUAUCACCCCAUGGCCCAGACAUCUCCAAGAUGGGGAGUAUCAACAAGAACAAGGUUCUGUCCAUGUUGAAAGAACCUCCCUUGCCUGAGAAGUGCGAGGAUGGAAAAAGUGAGGCAGUGUCCUACGAGAUGACCAGCCAUUCCUCUAUGCGGUCUAAGUCUAUCUUGCCGCUCACCCUCCAACACCUAGUAGCCUUUUGGGAAGACAUAUCUAUGGCUACCAUUAAAGCAGCUACACAGAACAUGAUCUUCCCCAGUCCAGGUUCCAGUGCAAUCCUUAAAAAGAAAGAGAAUGAAAAGGACAGCAAAAAGACAAAGAAAGAGAAGAAGAAGAAGGAGAAAUCUGAGGUGCGCCCUAGGGGAAACCUCUUUGGGGAGAUGGCGCAGUUAGCUAUGGGAGGCCCAGAGAAGGAUACCAUUUGUGAGUUGUGUGCAGAGUCUCACCCAUAUCCUGUUACAUACCACAUGAGACAGGCCCACCCAGGCUGUGGCCGAUAUGCUGGAGGUCAGGGCUAUAACAGUAUUGGGCACUUCUGUGGAGGCUGGGCUGGUAACUGUGGAGAUGGUGGUAUUGGAGGAAGCACCUGGUACCUGGUGUGUGAUCGUUGUAGAGAGAAGUACCUGAGAGAGAAACAAACAGCUGCAAGGGAAAAGGUUAAGCAGUCAAGGAAGAAACCUCUCCAGGUGAAAACCCCACGGGCUCUGCCCACAAUGGAGGCCCACCAGGUUAUUCGUGCCAAUGCACUGUUCCUGCUAUCUCUGAGCAGUGCCGCUGAGCCUAGCAUGCUUUGUCAUCACCCACCCAAACCCUUCCAAACACAGUUACCCAGUCUAAAGGAGGGAGUGUCUGAGGAACUUCCAAACAAGAUGGGCUGUCUUUAUUUGCAAACCCUAGCUCGCCAGCACACUGAGAACUUUGGGGCAUACCAAGAUGACAACUUGUUUCAGGAUGAGAUGCGUUACCUGCGUUCUACAUCAGUACCUGCUCCCUACAUCUCAGUUACUCCAGAUGCCUGCCCCAAUGUUUUUGAAGAGCCUGGAAGCAACAUGAAGUCCAUGCCCCCAAGUUUGGAGACUAGCCCAAUCACAGACAGUGACACAGCCAAGCGGACAGUGUUCCAGCGUUCAUAUUCAGUGGUGGCCUCAGAGUAUGACAAGCAGCAUUCAGCCUCCCCAGCACGGAUAAAGGCAGUGCCCAGACGGAGGGUACACAGCGGGGAUGCAGAAGUUGGGUCAUCUCUGCUUCGUCACCCUUCUCCUGAGUUGUCUCGACUGAUCUCAGCCCACGGCUCUCUCAGCAAGGGCGAGAGGAACUUCCAGUGGCCUGUGUUGGCAUUUGUAAUCCAACAUCAUGACCUUGAGGGCCUGGAGGUGGCCAUGAAACAUGCACUCCGCAAAUCAGCCUGCAGGGUGUUUGCCAUGGAGGCCUUUAACUGGCUGCUCUGCAACGUGACCCAGACCACCUCCCUCCAUGAUAUCCUGUGGCACUUUGUGGCAUCUCUGACCCCAUCUUUCUUUGAAACAGAAGAAGAGGAGGAUGAGGAGAACAAAGGAAACAAGGAGAACCUUGAGCAGGAGAAGGAUUUGGGUGUCUGUGAACACCCUCUCUCUGACAUAAUCAUCGCUGGAGAGGCAGCUCACCCAUUGCCCCAUACCUUUCACCGUCUGCUCCAGACCAUCUCUGACCUCAUGAUGUCUCUUCCCAGUGGAAGCUCACUUCAGCAGAUGGCCCUUAGGUGUUGGAGCCUCAAAUUCAAACAGUCGGAUCAUCAGUUCCUGCACCAGAGUAACGUGUUCCACCACAUCAACAACAUCCUGUCGAAAUCAGAUGAUGGGGACAGUGAGGAGAGCUUUAACAUCAGUGUACAGUCAGGAUAUGAAGCAAUCAGUCAGGAACUGUGUGUGGUGACCUGUCUGAAAGAUCUGACUAGUGUGGUGGACAUUAAAACAUCCAGCCGACCAGCCAUGAUCGGCAGCCUGACUGAUGGCUCCACUGAGACGUUCUGGGAGUCUGGCGAUGAAGAUAAGAACAAAACUAAGAGCAUCACUAUCAGCUGUGUCAAAGGCAUCAAUGCAUCCUACGUCUCUGUCCAUGUAGACAACUCCCGUGACAUUGGAAAUAAAGUGACGUCAAUGACAUUCCUGUGUGGGAAGGCUGUGGAAGAUCUCAGCAGGAUUAAACAGAUUGACUUGGACUCGAGACACAUGGGCUGGGUAACCAGUGAGCUGCCAGGAGGAGAUCACCAUGUGAUCAAGAUCGAGCUGAAGGGUCCUGAGAACACACUCAGGGUGCGGCAGGUGAAAGUGCUCGGCUGGAAAGAGGGUGAAAGCAUCAAGAUUGCUGGGCAGAUUUCAGCAAGUGUUGCCCAGCAGAAGAACUGUGAGGCUGAGACACUGCGUGUGUUCCGCCUUAUUACCUCGCAGGUAUUUGGAAAACUAAUUUGUGGGGACGCAGAACCAACACCAGAACAAGAGGAGAAAAACUUGCUCUCAUCACCUGAAGGAGAAGACAAGGCUCCAUCUGAUGCAGACUUGAAAGAGCACAUGGUUGGCAUUAUAUUUAGCAGGAGCAAGCUGACCAACCUUCAGAAACAGGUAUGUGCUCAUAUUGUCCAGUCCAUCCGUAUGGAGGCCACACGUGUGCGGGAGGAAUGGGAGCACGCCAUCUCCAGCAAGGAGAACGCAAAUUCUCAGCCCAGUGAUGACGACGCCUCCUCUGAUGCUUACUGCUUUGAGCUGUUGUCUAUGGUGCUGGCCUUAAGUGGAUCUAACGUUGGCCGGCAAUAUCUGGCCCAGCAGCUUACCCUGUUGCAGGACCUCUUUUCCCUGCUUCACACUGCCUCACCACGUGUCCAGAGACAGGUGACAUCAUUGCUCAGACGCGUUCUUCCUGAAGUCACUCCUAUGCGCUUGGCCAGUGUCAUUGGUGUAAAGGCCCUGCCACCGGCGGACAUCAGCGACAUCAUUCACUCCACUGAGAAGGGUGACUGGACCAAGCUUGGCAUUUUAGACAUGUUCCUAGGCUGUAUUGCCAAGGCCCUCACAGUGCAGCUCAAAGCUAAGGGCACCCCUAUAGUGGGCACAGCUGGCAUGGCUGCAGGAAAAGGGGUCACUACAGUCACUCUGCCCAUGAUUUUUAACUCAAGCUACAUACGACGUGGAGAGAGUCACUGGUGGAUGAAGGGCUCCACCCCACCACAGAUCGCUGAGAUCAUCAUUAAACUAGUCAAAGACAUGGCUGCUGGGCAUCUCUCGGAUGCCUGGUCCAGGGUGACUAAGAAUGCAAUAGCUGAGACCAUCAUUGCCCUCACUAAAAUGGAAGAUGAGCACCGUUCUCCUGUGCGCUGCAUCGCCACCACUCGGCUGUGGCUGGCACUGGCCUCGCUGUGUGUGCUGGAUCAAGACCACGUGGACCGAUUAUCCUCAGGCCGUUGGAUGGGUAAAGACGGGCAGCAGAAGCAGAUGCCUAUGUGUGAUAACCAUGAUGACGGGGAGACGGCAGCCAUCAUUCUGUGUAGUGCAUGUGGAAACCUUUGCACUGACUGUGACCGCUUCCUGCAUCUGCACCGGCGCACCCGUACCCACCAGAGACAGGUGUUUAAAGAGGAGGAGGAGGCCAUUAAGGUGGACUUACAUGAAGGCUGUGGCAGAACCAAACUCUUUUGGCUCAUGGCAUUGGCUGACUCUAAGACCAUGAAGGCCAUGGUGGAGUUCCGUGAGCACACAGGUAAACCAGCAUCUAGCAGUUCAGAUGUCUGCCGCUUCUGUGGCACCAGAAAUGGCACAGAGCUGUCAGCUGUAGGAAGUGUGUGUUCAGACCAAGACUGUCAGGAGUAUGCAAAGCUGGCCUGCAGUAAGACUCAUCCGUGUGGUCAUCCAUGUGGAGGGGUCAAAAAUGAAGUGUUGUGUCUUCCCUGCCUGCAUGGCUGUGACAAAACCGCAGCGUGUCUGAAACAGGACGCUGAUGACAUGUGCAUGAUCUGCUUCACUGAGGCUCUCUCUGCUGCCCCAGCAAUCCAGCUGGACUGCAGUCACGUGUUCCAUCUCCAGUGCACACGAAGGGUUCUUGAGAACCGUUGGCUUGGGCCCAGGAUAACGUUCGGCUUCAUGUCUUGCCCUAUUUGCAAGAAAAAAAUAAACCACUCUGUCCUGAAAGACUUGCUGGACCCCAUCAAAGAGCUGUAUGAGGAUGUGAGGAGAAAGGCUUUAAUGAGGCUGGAGUAUGAAGGACUACACAAGAGUGAAGCCAUCACAACGCCUGGAGCUCGAUUCUACAAUGACCCAGCUGCAUUUGCCAUGAACCGAUAUGCUUACUAUGUGUGCUACAAGUGCAAGAAGGCAUACUUUGGGGGAGAAGCUCGCUGUGACGCUGAAGCAGGUCAAGGUGAUGACUAUGAUCCUUGUGAGCUCAUCUGUGGAGCAUGCUCAGAUGUGUCCAGAGCACAGAUGUGCUCUAAACAUGGGACAGAUUUCCUGGAGUAUAAAUGUCGUUACUGUUGCUCUGUGGCUGUCUUCUUCUGCUUCGGGACCACACAUUUCUGCAACGCCUGUCAUGAUGACUUCCAGAGGAUGACCAGUGUCCAAAAAGAAGAGCUGCCUCAUUGUCCAGCUGGACCAAAAGGAAAACAACUAGAAGGAAGUGAGUGUCCGCUGCAUGUGGUACAUCCUCCCACCGGAGAGGAGUUUGCUCUGGGCUGUGGUGUGUGUAGAAACGCCCACACCUUCUAAACUCCAGUGUCCUGUGUGUGUGUGUAUAUAUAUAUAUAUAUAUAUAUAUAUAUAUAUAUAUAUAUAUAUAUAUAUAUAUAUAUACACACACACACACACCACACACACACACACACACACACACACACACACACACAUUCACCGUACUGUGGCAGCUGACAACUCAUCAGCACAGCCUGAGUGUAGAAACACCGGAUGUCCGAUUCUGAGGGGGGGGCAUAUUGCUCCAGAGUGCUCCAGGGUGCAUCCGCUCUCUUUAGACCCUAAGGACUGAAAAAAGAACAAAAUAACAAAAACCUUUGUGACGUGUUUGCAUGCAGCCGUUGUAAUCCUGCGGCUCCCAUAAACAUUGCACACCUGACCACUGAAGUGCAACAAUGUAUAGAGGAGUUUUGAACUGAAUCCAAGACUGUUUAUGGCCACCAUGAAAAAAGGCAAAACACAGGCCAUGAUUUAAUUGUCUUGAAGACAAAACGACGAUUAUACUGUUGUAUGUAAACUGACUAUUUUUUUUCUUAAUCCUGUACAGUAUUCCUUCUCUGUAGAGUGCAUCAUGGUUUGACGGGAUUCAAAUGAUACAAAAGGACUUUCUAAUGUUAUGCUUGGAGGAAAAUAGUGUACGAUUUAUCUAAUCUUGUAUAUAAUGACAUUAACCCUUCAUACGUGUAUUCCAAUGUUGCUAUUCUACACUUCAGUUUCGUUUGAUAUUCUGGGUUAUGUUUUGAGCAAGAACUUUUAAUGAAGUGCAAUACUGGGUGUGCCUCCUCGCAGAUGUAAACAUGUAUGGAAUGUAUGUCAAUAAAGACACUGUACAUUUUUAUACAGUAAUACUCACGCUGUUGUGUUUCCCCUGGAAAGUAUAUCAUUUCUGUAGAACGUUAUAGAGGGGCUUAAUGUCUACAGUGUCUGCCCUUUUGUCUCAAUGACGUGAUGUAAACCCCUUUUUCUGUCAUUUUAAAAACAAAAGGUGAGUAUGUUCUGCGUUUGUAUUGUAAGAUCAUGAUUGUUCGUGGUCAGUUUUCACACCAAAUCAAAGGAGCGUGAGGCUAAACAAUAUAUUAUAAAUUGUGGAUAUUUAGUGGUUGUUUUGGAGGCAUAUAAGAGUGUUUCAGGUUUGAUAAACAGCUGCUGUAAAAAAGAUUAAAAAAUAUUGCAACAUGUGAAUCUGCUUUGAAUUAUUAUCUGUGGAUGGAGCUGAAUGGUUAUAAUAAACCGGUUUCUCUGUUCAGCAAGGUACAUUA
Messenger RNA from Xyrauchen texanus (razorback sucker), 15516 nucleotides. Its product is annotated as E3 ubiquitin-protein ligase MYCBP2-like. The record is from RefSeq and is a predicted model, not a curated record. Gene Ontology annotation, cellular component: nucleus. Lineage: Eukaryota; Metazoa; Chordata; Actinopteri; Cypriniformes; Catostomidae.